ACGAGAGAGAGAGAAAAAGUUUUGAGACUUUUCCGCUGCCGCUGGGAGCCGGAGACGCGCGGGGACCGCUUGGCACCGGGCUGCCUCCCACCCCGCCCCACCCCCGAGGACGCGGGACCUGGGGGCCCGGGGCGCCCCCCGAUCACCGGCUCCGGCCCUGACCCCCGACACGGCGCUCCCCGGGCACCCCCGUUCCGGACACCAGCGCCCCCGGAGCCGCCAAGGCCACCUCCCGCCAAGACUUCACCCCAGCCCCGGGGCGCACCCCCAGCACGCCGCCCGGAGCCCGGCACCCCGCACCUUGGGACCCUCGGCUCUCCCGGAGACCCGGCGGAUCGACGUCAGACCUGCCGCCGCGCCCCCUUUCCAGACCACCCGCCCUCGGGCACCCGCCCUCGCCCCCAGCUCGCAGACCGAAACCCCGGGUCCGGACCUCCUCCGCGAGACCCCGGCGGCUUUCCUCCGAAUCGGGGAUUCUCAGCUCGGCCCCGGGGGUCCCCGCCCAGCCCGCCGCGCCCCCGGCCGUGCCGUGGGGGCGCCGCCUCCUCCAUGCCGCCCUCGGGGCUGCGGCUGCUGCCGCUGCUGCUGCUGCCGCUGCCGUGGCUCCUGGUGCUGACGCCGGGCCGGCCGGCCGCGGCACUGUCCACCUGCAAGACCAUCGACAUGGAGCUGGUGAAGCGGAAGCGCAUCGAGGCCAUCCGCGGCCAGAUCUUGUCCAAGCUCCGGCUGGCCAGCCCGCCGAGCCCGGGGGACGCGCCGCCCGGCCCGCUGCCCGACGCCGUGCUCGCGCUCUACAACAGCACCCGCGACCGGGUGGCCGGCGAGGGCGCCGAGCCCGAGCCCGAGCCCGAGACGGACUACUACGCCAAGGAGGUCACGCGCGUGCUCAUGCUGGACAGCCAGAACCAAAUCUAUCGAAAUACUCAAAACGUCGGACACAGUGUAUAUAUGUUCUUCAACACAUCAGAACUUCGGGAAGCGGUGCCUGACCCCUUGUUGCUUUCCCGGGCAGAACUGAGAUUGCAGAGGCUCAAGUCAAGUGUGGAGCAGCAUGUGGAACUCUACCAGAAGUACAGCAACAAUUCCUGGCGUUACGUCAGCAACCGGCUGCUGACCUCCACAGAUUCCCCUGAGUGGCUGUCUUUUGAUGUCACUGGAGUUGUGCGACAGUGGUUGAGCCACGGAGAUUCAAUAGAGGGAUUUCGCUUCAGCGCCCACUGCUCAUGUGACAACAAAGAUAACAUACUCCACGUGGACAUCAACGGAGUAACUUCCAAGCGUCGAGGGGACCUGGGACCCAUUCAUGACCUGAACCGGCCCUUCCUGCUCCUCAUGGCCACCCCUCUGGAGCGGGCUCAGCCCCUGCAUAGCUCCCGCCACCGCCGAGCUCUGGACACCAACUACUGCUUCAGCUCCACUGAGAAGAACUGUUGUGUCCGGCAGCUAUACAUUGACUUCCGUAAGGAUCUGGGCUGGAAGUGGAUCCACGAGCCCAAGGGCUACCAUGCCAACUUCUGCCUGGGCCCUUGCCCUUACAUCUGGAGCCUGGACUCACAGUACAGCAAGGUCCUGGCCCUGUACAACCAGCAUAACCCGGGUGCGUCCGCCUCGCCAUGCUGUGUGCCUCAGGUGCUGGAGCCGCUGCCCAUUGUGUACUACGUGGGCCGCAAGCCCAAGGUGGAGCAACUGUCCAACAUGAUCGUGCGCUCCUGCAAGUGCAGCUAGCCCCACCCACCAGGCCUGACCCCGCCCUCCCAGCCUGGCUCCCCCCUCCCAUCCAUGCCCCACCCCGGCAGGCCCGGCUCCGCCCACCACCCCACGCCAUGCCCCUGCCAUGCCCAGGGACUGUAUUUAAAAGGACACCUGUGCCCCAAGUCCACCUGGGGGGGCCCAUUAAAGGUGAAAGAGGA
Molecule: messenger RNA, 1910 nt
Organism: Dipodomys ordii (Ord's kangaroo rat)
Lineage: Eukaryota; Metazoa; Chordata; Mammalia; Rodentia; Heteromyidae
Gene: Tgfb1
Product: transforming growth factor, beta 1
Exons: 7
Coding region: 550-1725 (391 amino acids)
Biological process (GO): BMP signaling pathway; SMAD protein signal transduction; regulation of cell population proliferation
Cellular component (GO): extracellular region
Molecular function (GO): cytokine activity; growth factor activity; type II transforming growth factor beta receptor binding
Source: RefSeq, a predicted model, not a curated record